This is a messenger RNA of Colletotrichum lupini, 2154 nucleotides long. RefSeq lists its product as uncharacterized. The transcript is spliced from 4 exons. The record is from RefSeq and is a predicted model, not a curated record. Bases 1 to 2154 code for a protein of 717 amino acids. Lineage: Eukaryota; Fungi; Ascomycota; Sordariomycetes; Glomerellales; Glomerellaceae.
AUGGUCGAUUCUCUUUCUUCAAGUGCCAUGUACUCUUCUAUCUUGCCUUCACUGCGCAGGGCUCCGAUUGCUUCUAAUGAAGAAAGCAACGAUUCAAUAGAGCUGUCCCCUCAACGACCCUCAACACCCGUCGAAGAAGAAUGCGGUUAUUCUUUCCAGGAGACCAGAGAUAUAUCUAUGAACGACGAACAUAGGGCCUUCCUUGCCCCAAACAUGGUAGACAUCUCUGAUCAAGAGACUUUACACCCCACGUCAGUUUCGGAGGUGUCCUCGGUGGACUCGGAAGAAGAGCUUCCCAAACAGUUGACCUUGAAGCUUGCUGAGAACGAAGUCCCAAACCACGAGCAGCCAAAUACACCACCGAACAGCGGAUUAUCCGUAGAAUGGAUCUGGUCAGUGUGGUGGGUAGAGAUGUUCAGCAGCCUCAUAUCAAUCAACUCCUUGAUCGCCGUCUUCACGGCUGUGUUCAAAGCUGCGCUCAUACUUCCUGUCGCCGAAGGCUUAGGACAGUUGAAAUGGAACUGGUUCGAUCGAUCUCAAACACUAGGUGAUCUCGUCUUGUUUGACAAUGCGAGUCGAGGGCCGUGGGGAUACUUGGCUGGACUUGGUGCAUUCAUCACCGUUGCAGCCCUUGCAAUCGACGCUUUUUCCCAGGCUACAAUCAAUCUUGGCUCUUGUAAUAUCACGGCAGAGUUCGGUAUAGCCGAAGUGUCUCGGACGAACAACUAUUCGGGCAAUCCUCAACAGCGCGACAGCUCCCUCGAUGCUGCCCCCAUCACCUCGAAUCUGAAAAUGCGGAAGGCUAUCAAUAAACGUCUUGUGGACCCUGCAAAGGCUGGGGAGCUAAUCAACUUCGCCUGCACCUCUCGCAACUGCACAUUCACGCAAGACGGCGGAGGAGGCUACUUCUCGUCUCUCGGAAUAUGUUACUCUUGUAAAGACAUUACAGACAAAGCCGUCUUCGAACCUCUUACCAAUAAAUCAACACCGGCUUCCAACAUUUUGACGUGGUACCUUCCAUGGAGUAAAAGCAAAACUGACGAGAGGGUCCUCCAAGGGGAAGACGGUGGUACACUUCUGACAAUGGCACCUACACCCAGUCAGGCUUAUAACAACAGCUCGCCUCCCAUUUACAGCUUCGACAUUUUGUCGCUCACAUCUUUCAAGUGUGAUUUAUGUGGGCCUGGAAAUUCCCCAAUGAACAGAAAACCACUUGCGGCUCAAUGCAGAAUCGACCCCUGCGUCAAGAAUUAUCAAGCCACGGUCACCGAUGGAAUUUAUGCAGAAAAGGUGGAGGGUGGUGAACAGCUGCUAAAAAGACGUCCCGCAAAAUUAGGUGAAUCUAGGGAUGAGAAUUCUUUUUCAUCACUUACGGAACCUGUUUUGAUUGACGGCACAGAGAAAAAGUGCAAAGAAGUAGAGGAAAGGGCGGGCAAUUCCGUCCGAGUCGGUUUCAAGGAUGAAGUUUUCAGAGAGAUCUACGACAACUCCCCCGAGAUCUCUCACUCAGAGAAACUCACCUGGAAGAGAUACCCGCGAGAAUGCGUCUGGGUUAUAGACAGAAGCUCUUGGCAAGGGAUGAGGGAGACGAUGACUGACUUUCUGAGUGGUAAAAUGACCACCCAAGAGGCGGAAUCAUAUCAAUGGGUCCAAGGUUCAGUCUGGGGUCAGCAACUAUUUGCAUCCGGAAACGCAUCCAUGUCGACGGUCAACAACAUGGUUGCUGGGUUGGCUGACUCAAUGACGGCUACGAUACGCAAUGAUCCCUAUGGAACAUCAGAGGAGUUGCGCAAGAACGUACCUGCUAAUCUUAAGGCGGCUACUGGGCAUGUUAUCAUCACCCAAACAUGCAUUUAUGUUCAAUGGGGCUAUAUAGCAUACCCCAUAGCCCUUCUUGCGCUGCAGUGGAUAUUUUCGACCCUGGUGUUGGUUGCGUGUAGUCAGCGAAGGAGAUCUGGGGAUGGGCCAAGUCGUGCAGUCUGGAAGUCCUCGCCUCUAGCACUUCUCUUUCAUGGGCUUGAUGAGGAUCUGCAGGCCAGGAGUCAGAAUCUCGAGACUGUCAGACAGAUGAACAGCUUGGCAAAAGAUGUCAAGGUUCGUUUGGUGCCGAUGAAUAAUUCUCAACGGAAAGGAUGGCACUUCGCGGGCGUCUAG